Messenger RNA from Ostrea edulis (European flat oyster), 891 nucleotides. RefSeq lists its product as uncharacterized. Bases 1 to 891 code for a protein of 296 amino acids. The record is from RefSeq and is a predicted model, not a curated record. Lineage: Eukaryota; Metazoa; Mollusca; Bivalvia; Ostreida; Ostreidae. The transcript is spliced from 7 exons.
AUGUUCAAUGCAUGUAGGGUUCAUCAACAAUCAGAUGCAAAACAAAUAAACAAGCAGAGAAAAGGAACCUCAACAGCGGAACCCUCAUUGACAAUACCACUGGACAUGGAUACAAGCAGAAUGACACCUUCGACAAAUAACAAAGUAGUGGUAAGUGUGCAAGGACAACUAAGAGAGAUCCUUCAAAAUCAAAGGGAAAUUCUUGCCCACAUUGUGGUCAUGAAAAGGGAACUACGAGGACUUGCACAGGAAUUUGAAAGAAAAAGAGAUGAAGCACAAACACCAGUCAGUGUUCCCAACAGAAUCAGGACUGCUGUUAAAGAAUACUUUGCAAAUGGGGAGGACAUGGAUUUAAAAUGGGAUUACCAGAAGAGAUUCUAUGACGAGGAAAAUUGCGAAAUGACAGAUUACAUAAAGAAAAGCGUAAAGGGGGUUGCUGAAGUAGCAAAUGAAGUUUUAGAAGCUGCUGUAAAGAGAUACUUCACGUCAAAAAAGGAGGCUGCCAACAGAAAAUCCAAAAACAAGGACACCUUGCACAAGCAGAGACAAGCCACAUAUGAGAGAAAGAAAGAGAAAGUACGACGUCGACUUCAGGCUGUGGAAAAGAAGAACUGGGGUAUGGAGAAGAAGAAAAUGGUGACUCAGUUGUUGAAAUCGAAGUCAGCACACAAUCUGAUGUCAAGUGAUGAGGAGGCUGAUGAAGGGUUUAUUUCCCACCCCUAUUCAUGGGAGAGUGAUGCAUGGAGGACAAUCAAAGACAGUUUGGACAAAAAAUAUCUGGAGAUAUGUCCAUCCAGAAGCAGGAGGCUUCUCCAGAAAAGAACAAGGGGUUCUCUUAAGGAACAAGAAAAGCCAGACAUUGAGGAGCAGUUCAAGUUGAUAUUUAUUUAA